AUGCUUACGGGUAUUCAACAAAAUUCUGAUCCACAUUGGACAAUAAAUGCUGAAAUAAAUAAAAAUUAUGCUUUAUGCGAUACAUAUCCAGAUAUACUUGUUCUUCCGUCCAGUUUUGAUAUAUCAAGAUUACAACGUGUUGCUGAUUUUCGUAGUCGAAAUCGUAUUCCGGUACUUAGUUGGUAUUCUCGUGAAACUUAUGCAACUAUAACACGAUCAAGUCAACCAUUGACUGGUUUAGCUAAUCGAACGUGUGAAGAUGAUAUUGAAUUAUUACGUAAAAUAGCUGAUGCUAAUGUAAAUCAAGGUUUUAAAUUAGUUAUACUUGAUGCACGUCCGAAAGUUAAUGCUAUGGCAAAUAUGGCUAAUGGUGGUGGUUAUGAAGAUUAUCCAAAUUGUGAACUUGAAUUUCAUAAUAUACAAAAUAUUCAUGUUAUGAGAGAAAGUUUAAGAAAAUUACAUGCUGCUGUACGUAAUGCUGCACAUGAAGAUAAAACAUGGCUUAGUGAUUUAGAAAAUUCUAAUUGGUUAUUUCAUAUUCGAGCUGUUUUAACUGCUGCUAUUCGAUUAGUUUCAUUGGUUCAUAAUGAAAAACGUUCAGUAUUAGUUCAUUGUUCAGAUGGAUGGGAUCGAACAGCACAAUUGACUUCAUUAGCUAUGUUAAUGCUUGAUGCACAUUAUAGAACAUUAAAUGGUUAUAUGAUUUUAAUAGAAAAAGAAUGGCUUAGUUUUGGUCAUAAAUUUUUUUUACGUAUUGGUCAUGGAGAUAAAAGUGAUUCGGAACGAUCACCAGUUUUUCUUCAAUUUCUUGAUUGUACAUUUCAAUUAUCACAACAGGAUAUGGGACCGAAUACAGCNAUUCAUACUUAUGAUCUUCGUGAUACAUCUAAUCGUUCUGAUCGUUAUAUGAAACGUGAUGAAUUUAAUUAUUUGGAAACAUUACAAAAACUUGGUCUUGAUGAUACAAUAGGUCAAGAUCGUGAUAGUGAUACAGAAAAUAAUGAUGCAUCUGAAUCUUAUGGUUUACAAUUAUCGUAUAUAACACUUCGAUUACUUCGUAUACGUACAUUACGUGAUCGUUGUUUACAUGAAUUUAAUUAUUUACGUUCAAUACAACGAACAUUAACUAUAUAUGAACAACGUUUAACAAUGACAUCAAAAGGUAAAGAAUUUCAUUCUAUUGAUCAACGUUUUAGUCAUUAUAUACCACAUACAUAUUUAUUUGAUACACCACAUCAAUGUACAUUUGAUAUAUUAAAUUAUAUGCAAUCAGGUGAACAUAUUGAUAAUGUUGAUGAUUAUGCAUAUGAAACAACAAUUGAUAAUGAUGGUUCAAUAGUACAUAUAAAAGAUUCAACUGGUUUACAUAUAAUAUAUGAUUGUGCAUUUAAUGAUGUUAAUGAACUUGAACAAGAAAUGAUUUGUAUAGGUUCAUAUUUUAUUGAAAAAGCUUCUUUAAAAUAUGAAAAAGAUAAUGAUUUUCAACGAAAAAUUGAUCGUUUUGAAAUACUUUAUAAUUUAUGGGAAUAUGAAAUUAAUUAUUUACAAUAUAAACGUAAAUUAAUUGAUUGUUUUUAUGAAAUUUAUCAACAUACAUUUGAUCAUGAUGAACGUCAUCUUAUAGGUCAAACAAUAAUUGAUAUUAUAGCUCGUCGUCCACGUAUUGAUUUUCGAAAUGAUAAUUAUUUUUCUCAUUCAUAUUCAUUAGAAAUUCAUUUACUUAAUCAAUAUUUAUCUUUAAUACGUGAAUAUAUUGAUCGACAUAUAAUUUAUAUGCGUCAAAUAACUGAAAAUCUUUUUGAUUCAACAGAUUAUGGUUCAUAUUUUUCUGCAACACGUUUACAAUCAUCACCACCAAUUUAUUUAAGUGUAUCAAAAAUUCAUAGUUAUCAUUUAUUUGAAUUUCUUGAAUCUUUAUCAUCAUUAACACGUUUACCAUAUUUAUUAAAACAAACAUUUAAUGAACUUAUUGAAUUUGAACAAUUACAACGUCAAACAAAUCUUUCAUUAACAGAAAAAAUUCUUUAUGAACUUGAAUAUAUUGAUGAAAUUUAUUUAACAUAUAAACAACUUGAUCAACCAGGUGCAAUGUUUUCAUCAAAUCAACAACGUGAUAUAUUUAAUACAUUAUAUAGUGAUCAUCCAACAAUGAUGGGAAAAUUUGCAUAUGAAAUUUUAAAACAAAUUGAUGAAGCUCGAACAACAAAAAAAGAACAAUAUGAAAAAUUUAUUAAAUUAAAUACAAAUUUAAUUGAAUUAUUAACAUUACGUUAUCGUUUAAUACGUUCAGCAAGUGAAUGUGAAUUAUUAACUAAAAUUUAUAAACAACAACUUGAUAUUAUGUCAAUUGAUCAUUCACAUUUAUUUUUACGUUAUGUACAAUUUGAAUUUGCACAACCAAGAAAUUUACCAAAUACAGAUAAUGAAUAUGAUAAUGAACCAAGUCAUAUAGCUGAUGGUCGUUUAGAUAAAAUAACUGGACAAAAACAUUUAUUAUUAGCUGUACAAGAACUUGAUGAAAGUUCUAUUGGACGAAUUAGUUUUAGACAAAAAGAUCAAUGGUUAACAUUAAUUAAUGAUGCUGAUGAUGUUAUUAAUAAUUUAAAAAUUGCAUUAAGAUUACAAAUUAUGCAUAAUCAUUUUGUUUAUACAGCUAUUCUUCAACAUCGAGUAGCUAUUGUAUGUAUUACACAACAAUUACAAAGUAUUAAAGUAGAUACUGGUUCAGAACAAACAAAAACUCCACCAAUAGGAAAACGACAAAAUUCAGGUAAUUUUAUCAUUCAUUACUAUCAGAAAUAA
This is a messenger RNA of Rotaria sp. Silwood2, 2802 nucleotides long. The record is from the annotation of a GenBank genome assembly. Lineage: Eukaryota; Metazoa; Rotifera; Eurotatoria; Philodinida; Philodinidae.